AUGGAGACUCAACGUGAACGCUCCGGGGAGGAGGAAGAUCUCCUUGCCCGUAGCACUAAGAAAAUUAAAUCUGCCAAGGUCAAUUUUGUAGAGGAUUUCGAUCAUGUUAUGGAUGAAAACCAGGAUGAUUUUGGAUCUAUUCCCAGUGAUGCUUUUGAAUCGGAUGGAGGGGCUAAUGAUAACGGUGAUGGUGGUGAUAAAUGUAAUUCCAUGGCGAAUGCGAAUUUAGAUGCUGAGGUGCGUUCCCCUAGACAAACAGAGUCUACUGCCCCUUCUUUCAGAGAUAUGGUUCGAGGAGAUUCCCGGGCUAAAACUUUUGAUGAAGAAGAUAUCUUUGGUGUUUUGACUGAGAAUGAAGGGCUGAUUGAAGUCUCCACAGUUGAUUCGUGGCCUGCUCUCAGAACUUCCCCUAAGAUGAAGCAAUUCCUCCACUUUAAGUGGCGCAAUUGUUUGAUUGUUAAACUAUUAGGCAGAAACAUUGGUUAUAAGACGCUACAAACCAGAGUAACAAACAUGUGGAAGCCAAGAGGUCAUCUAGAGCUUAUUGACUUGGGGGAAGGAUUUUUUGUUGCUAAAUUUAGCUUGGAGGAGGAUUUACAGUUUGCCUUGGCCGAAGGUCCUUGGGUUAUUUUCGGUCACUAUCUUACUGUAAGGCGAUGGAGACCUGACUUUAGACCAUCGGAGGCUGUUAUCAACUCCACAGCAGCAUGGAUUCGGUUCCCUGAAUUACCAACUGAAUAUUUUGAUGAGCGUUUUUUGCUCGCUCUGGGAAACACAAUAGGGAGAGCAAUCAAGGUUGACAAAACUACUCAUUUUGCUUUUAGGGGCAAGUUUGCUCGAGUGUGUGUUGAGAUCGACCUAAAUAAGAAACUCGUGCCAAAUGUGAUGGUUGAUGAUCGAUGGACUCGGGUUGAGUAUGAGGGUCUCCCUCUUUUCUGUUUUCAUUGUGGCUAUAUUGAGCAUCGAGAUUGUAGUGAUUUUAAAGCCCAAAUAGUAGAGACUAAUAGUAAGGGGGAUGCUGAAACCCAUGCUAACGCCAUAGAGGUUAAUGGAGGAACUCAUAGUAAUCAAGUGGAGGAGCAGGGUGUGGGUGCUGUUGGGUCAAGGUUUGCUGCACUAGCCAAUAUACCAGAACAGGAUUCUGUGAUCCCAAUUACUAAGGAUGGUGAUGGCUUAGGCCUUGGGGCUACAACUCAUCAGAGCACACAUAUGGCAUGGAAAGUUCGUGGCACAUCAGGUGGUAAAUCUGGUCAUGUUCCAAAAAACAAAAACCAAGACAAGGAAAAUAUGAUGAGCAGGGAGACUCGGAUGGUGGAGGGUAUUGAUGGUUCGACUAUACAAGGGAAUAAGGCUAUUGAAUUGGGGCAUGAGGAGUCUAGUUCUUUUUCAACUCGACCCAUAAGGAACUGGGAGACGAGUACUGAGGUGGUAGAUGUAGAUGCUUUGGAUUGUGGUGACAUGAUCAUUGAUGGCCAAAUGCGGUUGGGGAACUCUAUGGUGGAUGGUACAAAAAAUGCUUUUAAGCAUCCAUCUUCCAUGAAGUCUUCCGAUUAUAGGAACCGUGACCCACCGAAUUCAGAUAAUCUUUCCUUUGUUCCGGAAACUCAACACUUGGAUGGUGAUUUUCGUAUUGCUGACCCAAUAGGCUUUUCGGGUGGCUUAUGGAUUUGUUGGGAAGCGCAACAUGUUAGUCUAGAGAUUUUGUACACCUCAACUCAAGUCAUACAUGCUAUUGUUAGGGUGCCUGGUGAAACGGAAUGGCUUCUUUCGGCAGUAUAUGCAAGCCCACUACUUACAGUUCGCAAGAAGUUAUGGGACCAAAUGGAGGAGUUUGCUUUGGUUGUUAGGCUCCCAUGGAUGAUGCUGGGUGAUUUUAAUGAUAUCAGUAAUAGUUCAGAAAAGUUUGGAGGGGCGACUACUUCUAUUGAUAGGUGCUUGCGAUUCAAUACCAUGGUGACAAAUUGUGGUCUUUUGGAUCUUGGAUUCCAGGGUCCUACUUAUACUUGGACCAAUCGAAGACAAGGUCGCCAUCGCAUACAUGAACGAUUGGAUAGAGCUUUGUCUAAUGUGGAAUGGCGCCUUCGAUUUCCUGAAGCAAUUGUUAAACAUCUACCGCGGUUUUAUUCUGAUCAUUGUCCAAUCCUUGUUCAAUAUACAGGGAUUGACUUGGUGAAACUUAACGUAGGGUGCCCGACCCUAGCUACUGAGCAGUUUCAGCCUCUAGAUGCUCCCAUUACCUUGGAGGAGUUAGUACGAGAUGCUUUUGACAAUGGCUGCUUUCCCGAAGAACUAAAUGAAACUUUGCUGGUAUUUAUUCCGAAAGUCCAACAUCCGGAGUAUCUCAAGCAGUUUCGCCCCAUUAGUUUAUGUUGUGUUGCGUACAAAGUUAUCACAAAAGUCCUUGUUAAUAGGAUUCGGCCUCAUUUAGGGGAUCUCAUUGCACCUACCCAAGUGAGUUUUAUCCCAGGUAGGCAAGCAGCGGACAAUAUUCUUCUUGCUCAAGAGCUAAUUUACACUAUCCGGCGUUGUAGUAGUAAGAAUGGACUAAUGGCUGUGAAAAUUGAUCUUGCAAAAGCAUAUGAUAGGGUCAAUUGGUCUUUUCUACGUGAUACACUUCGAGAGUUUGGUUUUUCUGAUAAAUGGAUUCGUCUUAUCAUGUUCUGUGUGGAGAGCUCGAAGAUGGCUGUUUUAUGGAAUGGUGAAAAAUUGGAUUCUUUCCUACCACAGCGUGGAUUGAGACAAGGUGAUCCACCCUCACCAUAUCUCUUUGUUCUUUGUAUGGAACGACUAGGUCAUUUGAUUGAUCGUGAAGUCAGGACUGGUGCAUGGAAACCUAUUAAAGCCGGUAGGAAUUGCCCGGGAAUUUCCUAUUUAUUUUUCGUUGAUGAUCUUUUCUUAUUCAGUCGGGCUGAUCCCUCUCAGGCUACGGUGAUUAAACAUGUUCUUGAUGAGUUUUGCAUGGCUUCGGGGGCGAAAAUUAGCCUGGAAAAAUCAAAGUUAUUUGUCUCCCCAAAAGCUCGUGGAAGUGGGAGAGACAUGAGCUCUCUAUUGGGGAUCACGGGGUCGGAUAAUCUAGGAAAAUACUUGGGUGUUCCACUCAUUCAUGGAAGAGUUACAAAGGCUACUUUUAAGGAGAUUAUUGAGAAAGUGCAAAGCAUGCUAUCUAGUUGGAAAUCGAGAUUCUUAAGUUUGGCUGGUCGUGCUACUCUUAUUAGUUCCGUUACUACUUCGAUUCCAGCUUAUAAUAUGAUGACUAUGGCAUUGCCUAAAAAUGUGACUCGAUCCUUGGACAGCCUCAAUAACAGGUUUUUAUGGGGUGGUAAUGAGCAGAAACGGGGUGUGCAUCUUGUGUCCUGGGAGGAUGUGUGUCGCCCAAAGAGAAUGGGGGGGCUUGGUUUGCGGCGCAUGGAACUUCAUAACAUUGCGCUGCUGCAAAAAACGGCUUGGAGGUUUAUCACCGAAGAAGACAGUCUUUGGGUUAAAUUCAUUAAAGCCAAAUAUCGUGUGAGGGAUGAUGUUUUUAAUUUUAUACGAAAUAGGCAGGGAACGUCGGCUUCUUGGUCUUAUACGUGGAAAGGAAUCAUGAAAGCUCUCACUUAUCUUGAACAUGGCUUGAAAUGGCGUAUUGGAAAUGGUUCUCUUGUUAGAUUUUGGACUGAUCCUUGGUUGCUAAAUGAACCUAUUUUGCAGGUGAUUGAUUCUUACUCACAGGUAAAUGAUACAGAAGUUUUUGUUCGGGACUAUCGGCAUACCGAAGGAGGAUGGGAUUCAGAUAAAUUGUUCCAAGAGCUUCCAUUGGAUUUAGCUCUAAAGAUACUUGGCUAUCCAAUACCACGAUUGUUGGAGGUGAAAGAUAGGAGAAUAUGGAAGUAUACUGCAAAUGGGGUCUUUAAUACUCAAUCGGCAUAUCUUGCCUCAAUUGAUGAGGAGGUUGAUGAUGCGCAUAGUGGAUGGAAAUGGUUUUGGCGACUUCCGGCUCUGGCUCGAUGGUUACAUUUUCUAUGGCUAGUUCGUCGGGGUCGCUUGCUCACAAACAGCUUGCGGGCUUCUUGGGGCUUGGGUGAUGCUCUUUGCCGAUUGUGUGGGGUAACAGAAAAAUCAAUCAUGCAUACCUUACGGGAUUGCACACAUGCUUAUAAGGUAUGGGUUGCAUUAGGGAAAAUGCCCGAUAAUGAAUCAUUUUUUGAAUGGGUAGAUGCGAAUUUACUUUUUACAGAGUUACACGGUGAUGUGGAAUGGAGAGUGAUAUUCAUAGUAACUUUAUGGAGACUUUGGACUAGACGAUGUGAUUUUGUCAUGAAGAAUGGUGAAAUAGGUUUGGAAGAAGGUGCUCUUGUGGCUCUUAUUUUACAUUCGGCUGGUGAGGUUAUGCAGAACCUUGUAAGGGAAACCCGGCUAAGGGAAACUUUUGAAACCUGUGGAUCUCUCGGUGCGAUGGUUUCCUCCUGA
This is a messenger RNA of Corchorus capsularis, 4449 nucleotides long. Lineage: Eukaryota; Viridiplantae; Streptophyta; Magnoliopsida; Malvales; Malvaceae. The record is from the annotation of a GenBank genome assembly.